Prunus mume (Japanese apricot) is the source of this 3319-nucleotide messenger RNA. The record is from RefSeq and is a predicted model, not a curated record. NCBI's taxonomy places the organism in Eukaryota, Viridiplantae, Streptophyta, Magnoliopsida, Rosales, Rosaceae.
AUUCUAUCCAUUUUGGUUUCUGACCUUUUGUUACAACUUUUGUCUUUCACUGAGCAAUUUCCAAACAGCGUGCGGUCCAAUUCACACCUAGACAUGGCAGACUGAUGGGGUAGCUCUCAUUUGCCAGUGUAGCUUCGGUGCUUAUAUAAUCCGUUUGCUUGUUCUUGCUUUUGCGUACAUAUUUGUCUUGAGUUGAGAGCAAAUAAUUGUGCAGACCACCAUGAACAAAGCCUUGUUGCUGAUGCUAUUUAUGGUUUUCUAUAAUGGUGCUUCCUCAAAUGGGCUUGGUGUUGGUGCUACUGUUACUACCGCAAGACCUGACGUUGUCAACAUAGCCGCGAUUUUCACUUUCGAUUCUGUCAUUGGCAAAAUUGCAAAAGUUGCAAUAGCCCUUGCAGUUGAAGAUGUCAAUUCUGAUCCAGAAAUUCUCAAUGGAAAAAAGCUGACACUUAAAAUGCAGAAUACCAAAUCUAGUGACUUUCUGGGCAUCAUUGAGGCUUUGCUGUUCUUGGAGAAUGACACAGUGGCCAUAAUUGGCCCCCAAUUCUCAGCUACUGCUCAUGUAAUCUCACAUAUUGCAGAUGAGCCAAAAGUCCCACUAUUAUCAUUUGCAGCAACAGACCCUACUCUGUCUCCAACUCAGUUCCCAUUCUUGGUUAGGACAACAAGAAGUGACCUCUUUCAGAUGACUGCAGUAGCAGACCUUGUUUUCUACUACGAGUGGAGAGAUGUCAUAGCAAUAUAUGUGAAUGAUGAUUUUGGCAGAAAUGCCAUUGCUGCCUUGGGGGACAAGAUAGCCAAAAAACGGUGUAAAAUUUCAUACAAAGUGCCUCUGAACCCCAAAGCAACAAAAGAUGAAAUCACCAACGCACUCAUUAGUGUUUCUUCAAUGGAGUCCAGGAUUCUGAUCCUGCACAUUUAUACCAGUUGGGGUCUACAAGUGCUUACUGAAGCACGAAACCUCAUGAUGAUGGCUAGUGGAUAUGUCUGGAUUGCUACAGAUUGGUUCUCUACCAUAAUAGAUACAGAUCCUUCCCUGCCUUUUAUAUCAACAGAUGACAUUCAAGGGGUUCUUACAUUAAAAAUGCACACACCAGAAUCGGAGCUCAAAAAGAAAUUUAAAUCAUGGUGGGGCAACUUAACUAGUGCAAGAAGAGUGAAUGGCUCUUCUUUUGGGCUAAAUACGUAUGGUCUAUAUGCCUAUGAUUCUGUAAGGCAUCUUGCUGUUGCCCUUGAUUCAUUUUUUGCUCGUGGGGGAAAUAUUUCAUUUUCAAAUGACUCAAACUUAAACGAGUUAGGCGGAGGGAAGUUGAAUCUUGAUGCUUUGAACAUGUUCAAUGGUGGCGGCCAGCUACUCCAAAGCAUUUUAGAGGUUAACACAACUGGUUUAACUGGGCCAGUUAAGUUUAAUCCAGAUGGGAACUUGAUUAAUCCUGCAUUUGAAGUCAUCAAUGUGAUUGGCACAGGGACUAGGACAAUUGGUUAUUGGUCCAACUCUUCUGGUUUCUCACUUGAUCCACCAGAAAAGCCUCAAAGGAAGCUGCAGUCUAAUGGCUCCAGCACCGGUACUGAACGACUAUACAGCGUCAUCUGGCCUGGACAAACAACUCAGAAGCCUCGUGGGUGGGUUUUCCCUGACAACGGAAGAAAGCUUAGGAUUGGCGUCCCAAAUCGAGUUAGCUAUCUUGAGUUUGUGGGCAUAAAAGGCACAGAAUUCACUGGCUAUUGCAUUGAGGUCUUUCAAGCUGCAUUGAAUGAGCUACCAUAUGGUGUCCCAUAUAAAUUUGUCCCUUUUGGGGAUGGUAAAAAGAACCCAGAAAACCAUGAACUUCUGCACUUGAUCCAAAUUGGUGAGUUUGAUGGUGUGGUUGGAGAUAUUACCAUCACCACUGGCAGAACAAAGAUGGUGGAUUUCACACAGCCAUAUAUUGAGUCUGGUUUAGUUGUGGUUGCUCCAAUAAGGAAGUCGAACUCUAGUGCUUGGGCUUUUCUGAGACCUUUCACACCAAUGAUGUGGGGUGUCACAGGCAUUUUCUUCCUAGUUGUGGGAACAGUAGUUUGGAUUUUGGAGCCUAGGACAGACGAGGAUUUUCGGGGCCCUCCAAGAAAGCAAUUUGUCACAAUUAUUUGGUUUAGCUUUUCAACUCUGUUCUUUUCCCAGAAAGAAAAAACAGGCAGCACGCUCGGUCGUUUCAUGCUAAUCAUAUGGCUAUUUGUAGUUCUAAUACUCAACUCAAGUUACAUUGCAAGCCUGACGUCAAUCCUCACAGUGGAGCAGCUUUCUUCACCUGUUAAAGGGAUUGAAAGUCUAGCAACAGGCGGUGAUCCCAUUGGUUUCCUGAAGGGUUCAUUUGCCGAAAACUACUUAACCGAUGAGCUAAACAUACACAGGUCCAGACUUGUACCUCUCAACUCACCAGAAGAAUAUGAGAAAGCCUUGCAAGAUGGCCCCAGCGCAGGCGGUGUUGCUGCAGUGAUCGAUGAGCGUGCAUACAUGGAACUCUUCCUCUCUUCUCAAUGCAGAUAUAGCAUUGUAGGUCAAGAAUUCACCAAAAUGGGAUGGGGUUUUGCCUUUCCAAGGGACUCUCCACUAGCAAUUGACAUGUCAACUGCAGUACUUAAACUAUCAGAGAAGGGUGAUCUUCAGAAGAUUCAUGACAAGUGGCUGAUGAAAAGUGCUUGCAGUGCAGAAGGAGCAAAGCAAGCUGUAGAUCGCCUUCAGAUAAAGAGCUUUUGGGGCCUUUUUCUGCUGAGUGGCAUAGCUUGCUUUCUUGCUCUUGUUCUUCAUGUUAUUCGCAUGGUGCACAAAUACUACAAGCGGCCUGAUUCUGACUGUGAGAGCUCACAAUCUAGACGGCUUCAAUCUUUCGUUUCGUUUGUAAAUAAAACGGAGCAAGAAGUGAAAAGCAGACCCAAGAGAAUGAGGACUGAGAAGGCCUCAAGUAAAAUAGUGCAUGAAGAUAGUAGCAUCAAUGGUUUGGAUGAAAGCGUCUAAACUAUGAGAUAAUGAAAAAAAGUGAAAAAAAAGUGAGUGAUUUGUAGCUCAAAUGAUUAUAUCCACGUAUAAAUAGGUCUUUAGGUUCGAUUCACAUUCUCUAAUAUCACUUGUAUAAAAAUAAAAAAUAAAAAAAUUAAGGGAAGUUGGUCCCCGGUGAAUUGGGGUCGAAGCCUGCCAAAAAAGCCCAACAGAUUGGCCCGUACUCUAAAUAUGGGCUAGAAUGAGGUUUGAGCCUGGCUUGUAGACUAGACCAGACAUUUUACUUCACACUUUUUUUUUUCUUUCAUCUUUUCACACACAACUUUCUUCAUAACUUUUUAU